This is a messenger RNA of Adineta steineri, 1620 nucleotides long. Lineage: Eukaryota; Metazoa; Rotifera; Eurotatoria; Adinetida; Adinetidae. The record is from the annotation of a GenBank genome assembly.
AUGAUGGAAACUAUGGGUGAUCCAUAUGAUCUUCUGUUCGGUGACGGACAAAUGUCAUUCACAUCUGACAGCUUACUUUUCAGUAAUGAAGUUAUGUUCAGUAACUUUAACUCGGAUUCAUCUUCAACAAGUCCUAUAUCAAAUACUUUAGAUCAUACAGAAAUUGAUUUUGAUCCUACAACUUUUAAUCCCGCAGAUUUUGAUUCUAAAGAUUUUGAAAAAUUAGUGAGUCAAUUAUUUUCAUCGGAUCCAAUGACUCAAGAACAAUCAAUUGAUCUUUCAUGUGCACCAUUACAAUCCGAAUCGAAUAAACGUGAUUUUGGUACUGAUCCAAUGGAAUCAAUGUCAACAACACGACCACUCAUUAUCAAAACACCAAAUAUGAAUCAUGUAUCAAAUACACCAAUUUUUGUUAUUCGAACAGCAAAUAAUAUUACAACAACAACAACAACAGAUAAUUCUCUACCUAUAACAACAGUUUCAACAGAUUGUUAUAAUUUACAAAUUGAUACUUCAUUAUUCCCAACAAUGGAUUGUCAAAUGGAAGAAACACCUCCUUUAACUCCAUCUACAUCACCAGAUGAAUCACCAGAUGAUGGAAAUUCCAACUCACCGGUUGAUUAUCAAGAGAAUAACUAUUCAAAAUUAUUAACUAAUUUCGAUAAUUUACCAAGUACAGGUCCAUUAAAAUUAACUAAUGAAGAAAUCAAAUUAAUCAAACAAGAAGGUUAUCAAGUUCCAACUAAAUUACCAUUAAAUAAAACGGAAGAAAAAAUGAUAAAAAAAAUACGACGAAAAAUCAAAAAUAAAAUAUCAGCACAAGAAAGUCGCCGAAAGAAAAAAGAAUAUGUUGAAGAUCUUGAAAAACAAAUGCGAGAAAUUGCUGAUGAAAACAGAUUACUUAAAGAACGUAUGGCUACCGUUGAAAAAAAUCACAAAUCAUUACAAAAAGAACGAGAUUUACUUCGCUCAAUGAUUGGCAAAGCAGCACCUGGAUCAAGCAAAGUUUUAAUGGUUUUUGCUGUAUUCUUUGCCGUUCUUUUUGGUGUUUGGUCACCUAUUACAAAUAAAGCUUCAGUUGAUGAUAAAUUCUUAUCAUUAGAAAAUGCAUUAACACCCUCAAAUAAUCAUCAAUCUGCAUAUAUAUCAGAAAAAUCUUUAUAUGAACAACAAGAAACUACUCAUUCAAAUCAUCAUAAAUCUCGAGUACUUUUAUCUGCUGAAGAAUAUGAUACUCAUUAUCAUCAUCAUCAUGACUCAUAUUUACCUUCGAAUUAUCAAUAUAAAUCAGUAUUUCAACAAGAUAGAACUGCACCUGGUUAUUCUCAUUCGGAUUCAGUUGAAAAAUAUAUGAAUAAAAAAGUUAAAUCUAAAGAAUUAGAUAAAACAACAGGUUUAAAACGACAAUUAACAAAUGAUCUUAUGGAACAACCAUCCUAUAAAAAAUCACGUUCAAAUUAUCAUAUCAAUGAAAAUAUUGUUGCUAUGGACGAAACAAAUGAAGGAAUGGAUAAUGUUUUUAAUGAAAAUAAAACAAUGAAAAUUAUUCGUGUUGAACGAACAACACCAGCAAUUGUAAACGAUACAUUAAAAUUAUCCUACCGAAAAGCGAAUGAAUAA